UGGUGAGUCGCUUGUAACAUAUUUUGGAAACUGACUUGAACUAGAAAAGGAAUUUUAACAUGUUAGAGAGUUCACGGUGAACGUCUUCAAACUUUUUUGGGUCUUAGGUAAACCGAAAGGAGAAUUUCCAGCAUGUCUCAGAGUCUGUAACCGAUUUGGAGCCUUUCAGGUUAAACCUCGCAGAAUCAGCAUGAACGAGCAGAAACUGAUGUUUAUAGACAUUGAACCUAAAUCCAAUCCCCCGGCUUCAGCUGAAGGUGGAGCAGAGAGGCGACUCUGGAAUCGCAGCGACAACACCUUCAGAUUUAACUUCUUCACCGACAGCUCUCCAGCACCUCUUGAGAAAACCCCUCCGUCUGACAGGAUCGAGCAAAACACAAGCCGGAUAUCUUUCACAGGGCAGGGCUCUUCUUUCGCCUUCAACUUUCAAAUCCCUGCUGAGACGUCGGAAGAAAAUAUGGACACAGCCGAGAGUGCCCCUUCUUCUGGCAGCCAACAGAAAGUUCAGGAGGAGAAACCUUUUCCGCAGGAGGGAACCUCUCCAUCUUCAUCUGUACAAUCAAAAGCAAAGAAGAAGAAGAAAUCUGGAAAGAAAAAGCCAUCGAGUCCAGAGCUGCAGAAGAAGCCGUCUGAGGAGUGUGAAGCCACUGAAGAGCCAAGUGCAGAGGAGCAGCUGAACAGGCAGCUCGACUGGUGCAUCGAACAGCUGGAACUGGGACUGAGGUCUCAGAAGGCCACACCGAAACAAAAGGAGGAGGCUUCCCGCGCUCUGAAGACGCUGCGCAGCUCCAAGGCCCCUCUGGUCAAGAAAAGACAGCUGAUGAGAGCGAUGACCGGAGACUACCGAAAAAAGAUGGAGGAAGAGAAGAGCAAGCAGUUCAAGCUCAUUCAGAGUGAAAUGGCCUCAGCUCAUGUCAAAGUUGCCUCAGAUUCACCGAAGAAGUCAGUCUUCCACAGAAAGGCCGAGGUCAAAGGUCAGGCAGCAGGCGCAGAGGAGAGCGUGCAGACCGCUGCAGCGCCGACGCCGCAGACUGACGAGCAGACGCCGGACUUUGUCUUUGUUCCAUCGAAGGAGGAGUUUCAGUUCAAUUUUCUGUGAUUUGCCUCCCUGAAGGAAAACGUCUGAUGAAGCGGUUUGCUGGAAUCCGUCUGAUAUGAACUGUAUGCUGGUCACUGCUUUGCAGACACAAACCAACUGCAUCAAAGAUAUCUGAAGAAAAACCAUCAAACCAAAAUAGUAAAACCUUCUAUUACUUUUCUGGAUUAACUUCUUUUAAUAAAAUGUUUUUUUGACGCUUUUGCUUGGAAUGUGUUUUCUGUUCACUAAUACACUUUCUUUUCAGUGGUUAAUAGUUUUCCAGUGAAAGUGUAAUUUCUCCUUCAGUUGCUGUUAAUCUUUUUAAU
Molecule: messenger RNA, 1404 nt
Organism: Salarias fasciatus (jewelled blenny)
Lineage: Eukaryota; Metazoa; Chordata; Actinopteri; Blenniiformes; Blenniidae
Gene: c8h8orf33
Product: chromosome 8 C8orf33 homolog
Exons: 5
Coding region: 191-1099 (302 amino acids)
Source: RefSeq, a predicted model, not a curated record